AGUACGGAGCGAUCAGCUACAGUCCGAGCAGCACCGUGUGGCAUUGCAACGCCAAGCCCCCUCAAGGGCAAAUACUGCACUCGCAACACGUUUUCCUUCCAGUCGGGAGCAAGUUAAGGCUUUGGGAUUAGAGGAUUUCGGUUUCUAAAAAACUGAAGUAAGGCACGCGCUGGGAUAUAAUAUUUUAAACUCAACCGCGUUUUAAACUCAGCCAACAUUUGCUUUGACUCUGGUUUGCCUUGGUGGGCCUAUGUUAACUGGAUUUUGUUCUCUCUGAAGAGGUGGUGUCUGGGAACUGCAGAGUAUAUCUUUUCGGCAAGGGGUGUCCCUGUUGGUUACCCCAUUUUAAUUCUUCCUCUUUCCCAAGAGGGAGGGGGGGACAGGAGCAUAAAGACUGAUCAAUAAAUCAGCAAUCACACAAGCGCUUCAACUCACGGGGGGGAAAUCCGAGCUCUGAUUGGCCGGGCCAGGAAUGGUGGAUCACUUGGUAGCGAGCGAGGAGACGUUCCUGCCCUAUGGUGGCUCGCCGCCGGCGUACCACCUGUCGGACAUGGUGACCGACGUGGGCAGCUACCAGGUGCUGCCCUCGCCCUUCUCGGAGGACGACGUGAGCGACUCGUCGAGCCUGCGUUCCUGCUCCAGCCCGGACUCGCAGGUGCUGAGCUCCAGCUAUGGCAGCAGCUCCAGCGGGGAGAGCCAGGACAGCAUCCUGGACUUCCUGCUGUCGCAGACCUCGCUGGGAGGGGCCUCCGCUGCCGCCGCCGUCACCACGGCGACCGGGCUGCCCGGCUUCCUGUGGGGAGAGCCGAGGAGAGACUCGCAGGCCCAGCUGGUGAAGGAGGAGAGCUUCGACUUCCCCGUCUUCUCGGCCGACUUGGAGGACCGGCCGGGGCCCUUCCAGCCCACGCUGGAGGAGAUCGAGGAGUUCCUCGAGGAGAACAUGGAGGUGGUCGCCAUGAAACAGGAGCCAGGGGAGGGGCCCGGGUCAGAGGAGGGCGGCCAGAUGUUGGCGGAGUCACCGGAGGCUGUGCCUCAGUCCUCAGACCAGACUGUGCCCGUCGCCAGCGCCGCCAUCACCGCCAACGCCGAGACCAAAAGCACGCAGCCCGCACCGCCUUCCGGCCCCGCCUCCAGCCCCCCUGAGGGUGGAGUCAAAAAGGAAGCCUCCGGCAAACCAGUUUCCCCGGAUGGCGGCGGGAUGCCGGUCAUCCUGCAGAUCCAGCCAAUCCAAAUCAAGCAGGAGCCGAGCCCCCGCCCGCCCCCUGGCCCUCCGGCCCCGCCCGCCCCGCCCACACCGCAGCCGGCCGCGGACAUUAAAAUCGCCCAGCUGCUGGUGAACAUCCAGGGCCAGACCUUCGCCCUGGUGCCGCAGCUGCUGCCCUCCGCCAGCCUCAACGUCUCGUCCAAAUUCGUCCGCAUCGCGCCCGUCCCCAUCGCCGCCAAGCCCGCAGGCGUCGGGGAGGGCGGCUCGGGUAGCCAAGCGGCGGGCGCGCUGGCGGGGGGGCAGAAGUUCCCCAAAAACCCGGUGGCGGACCUUAUCAAAAUGCACAAAUGCACUUUCCCCGGCUGCACCAAGAUGUACACCAAGAGCAGCCACCUGAAGGCCCACCUGCGGAGACACACGGGAGAGAAGCCCUUCGCCUGCACCUGGCCGGGCUGCGGCUGGAGGUUCUCGCGUUCGGAUGAACUGUCCCGGCACAGACGCUCUCAUUCAGGGGUGAAGCCCUACCAGUGUCCUGUUUGCGAGAAGAAAUUUGCCCGCAGCGACCACCUGUCCAAACACAUCAAAGUCCAUCGUUUUCCAAGAAGCAGCCGGACAGCGCGCACCACAAACUGACCCCCCCCAUGAUAAAUCUCCAAAGGACUGCAGCCAAGGGGA
Molecule: messenger RNA, 1879 nt
Organism: Megalops cyprinoides (Indo-Pacific tarpon)
Lineage: Eukaryota; Metazoa; Chordata; Actinopteri; Elopiformes; Megalopidae
Product: Krueppel-like factor 15
Exons: 3
Coding region: 473-1837 (454 amino acids)
Biological process (GO): regulation of transcription by RNA polymerase II
Molecular function (GO): RNA polymerase II cis-regulatory region sequence-specific DNA binding; DNA-binding transcription factor activity, RNA polymerase II-specific
Source: RefSeq, a predicted model, not a curated record